AUGACAUUGACUUUACGACAGGAGCAAGCACCAGGAGUAUUUCAAGAAGCAAUCAAACCUUACGUUGAUGAGUUGCACAAAGUAAAGGCACUAGUCGAAGGAAAGAAAUCAAUUGGAAAAUUUAAAGAAGAAGCCGAAGCAGCUAAGGAAAUCAACAAGGACAUUGCAAAAUAUCUUAAAGGUAUUUAUUUCAUUGAUGAUCCACCACAAGUUCAUCCAGGAGCAAAAGCACCACCAGUUGAUGAAAAGUUUAUUAUUCAUGGAACUAAAGAUCCAAUAAAAUUAAACAAGCUUUUAAAAAUUCCAAGAUACUUUCACAUUUCAAAAGUUCCGUACAAAUUAUGGGGACAAGCUGCCACCUUCUAA
Molecule: messenger RNA, 366 nt
Organism: Lodderomyces pseudojiufengensis
Lineage: Eukaryota; Fungi; Ascomycota; Pichiomycetes; Serinales; Debaryomycetaceae
Exons: 2
Coding region: 1-366 (121 amino acids)
Source: RefSeq, a predicted model, not a curated record